GCAUGCUCUCAAACAUGAAUAUGGCGGACUCCAUGGAACCACCGGCAACGACGAGCCCGGCGCCGGCCGCCAUGGCCAUCAAGCGCAUCCGUCAGGCUUGCACGACCUGCCGCCAGAAGAAGGUCAAAUGCUCCGGCGAUCGGCCGCGAUGCGUCAACUGCCGACGGGCCAUGCAGCGGUGUCAGUACGAGCCCUACUCGGUAGCCUCUGCCUCCCUCUCACGGAACUCUGCGGCGGCGCUCCUGGGCCUUACCAACGAUCCCGACCUCUUACAGAGAAUAUCCAUGAUUGAAGACAAGCUAGCGCAGCUCGACGAACGCAACCCGACCGACCCCAGAAACGUGGUUGAGGACGCAAACAUGCACUGGGAGGACGGACCGGCUCUUCCGUCGAACCAGAGCGAAAACCUGUCUGCCGUUCUGAAUCUCGACAACGGAGACUCUCCCGACUCAUCUGAAGCCUGGCGCUCUUCAACCUCUCAGAAGAAUCUCAUAAACUUCAACACCAUCCCCCCAGAUCCAGUGACGCAAUCGCUCGUCGACACCUUCUUCAAGUGCGUCCACAACCAACCGUACUCGUACUUCCACGAGGAGAGCUUCCGCCACAAGCUGGCCGCCGGCCAACUGGCGAGGUGCGUCGUCCUCGCCGUUUUGGCUUCCUCCCUGCGCUUCUCCGGCCACGCCUACUACCAAGGCGCAACCAGCGAGGCAAUCCAGGCUUACGCCCGGGAGGCCUGGCUGUCCGUCCUGAACGAUCACAUGGCCGUAGAAGAUACGCCCGGUCUCGAGGUCGCGCAAGCCACGAACAUCCUCGCAAUCAUCGACUUCACCUACGGUCGAACCAGUUCCGCAUGGCUGAAAAUAGGCCUCGCCGUCCGGGUAGCCCAAGACCUCCAACUCAUGAAGGAGCCGAGCGAGUCGCUGCCCCCCGUGGAGCAGGAGGAGAGGAGGCGAUGUUUCUGGUCCGUCUACCUACUUGACAAGCUCGUGUCCCUCGGUCGGGACCGGAACCUCGCCAUCCUAGACGAGAGCUGCCACGUACAGUUGCCAUGUGACGAGCCAACGUUCCGCUCUGGCUGCUACGGCCGCAGCGAGCCCGUAACGCUGCACCAGCUGCUCGACUGGAAGACGGAUGACUCUGUCGUCCGGGACGGCUUCCCGCUGGCAAUGAUGGCCGGUGCCAUCCUGGGCCGGUGCACCCGGACCCUCUUCCAGGACCUCGGAGCCGAGGCGACGCCGCUGUGGGACUCGCGAUCCGAGUUCGCAUCUAUAGUCUCUCUGCUCCUCCUCUUCGAGUCCCGUCUCCAGCUGGACGGUCACCCCAUCGAACAAGUAGUAGCCGCGAACCGGGUCGGCACAGGAGCCGUGGACCACCAGGUCGUUGGCCAUGUCGUUUUCGCACGCACAGUCUUCCACUCUUGCUUCUGUCUGUUGUACCAUCCCUUCCUUCUGCAUAAACAGUUGCAGAAACUCGACUGCCGGCCGCCCCCGAGCUUCCUUCAACUCGCCUCCCGGACAAGCUACGAGCACGCUCGGAGCCUCGUCAGCAUGUUGCAUGACGCCGAGGCUGCGGGUUGUCACCUCGGCGCCUCUUUCUUCGCGUACUCGGCAUGCCUGGCCGGAAGCACUCUCUCGCUCCACAUGCACGCCGAGGAGCGCACCGGUGGCGAGCGUUCCGCCGAGAUGUUGGGCGCCACUCAGGAGAGCAUCACGAUGCUUGACAAGAUGGGUCGGUUCUGGGACCACGCGUCCAAGAUGCACCAUCAGCUGGUGUCCUUCAAUGCCAACGCCCACCUUCUCACCUCCCUGCUCGAGCCACCACCGCAAGCAGCGUCGAGUAUUGGCCCUGAGUGGGAGGCGGUGCUGUGGGCCAUGGUCGAUUACGGCGCAAUGUGUCGCGAAUCAACCUUGGCCAUCCCCGGUCCGACGCUGCCCGUAACGUCGGAACCACCGCUGUUCUCGGCCUUUAAUCAAGACACGGACGGAGCGCUUGAAGCGAGUCCCGGUGCGAAUCGAAUGCCAGAUAUUGACGAAGCCCUGAUGAACUUUGACACUCCGAGCAUUACGUAUCUGCUUGAACUGGCGUCUGGAGGGGGCUGAGUUCUGUUCACAAAUCUCCCUGAAUUCAGCUGCCUCGUCAUGUUCUGUGCGUGUUGUCAGGCUGCAGAGUGAUGCUGAUACUGAACGUGCCCGGGCUAUGGAUGCACGUACCGGAUCUGUUCUAGGUGUUCGAUUACAAACUGUACGAGAUAGUAGACGAUGUAGAAGUCAAAGGCUCCACGUGCUCAAGUGAGAUCUUGUUGGCUGGUUUCCAUCAAAUCAGGAUCAGAUCCAUAAUACUUUAAUUAAGAGACACUAAGCAGCGACAUCAAAUAACCACCUCAACCGGGUAAUGCAUUAGCGUGCGGAUCACUAGAAGCGGGUAUGAACAUAGGCAAUCAC
Molecule: messenger RNA, 2441 nt
Organism: Colletotrichum destructivum
Lineage: Eukaryota; Fungi; Ascomycota; Sordariomycetes; Glomerellales; Glomerellaceae
Exons: 7
Coding region: 3-2099 (698 amino acids)
Biological process (GO): regulation of DNA-templated transcription; DNA-templated transcription
Cellular component (GO): nucleus
Molecular function (GO): DNA-binding transcription factor activity, RNA polymerase II-specific; DNA binding; zinc ion binding
Source: RefSeq, a predicted model, not a curated record